Messenger RNA from Cuscuta epithymum, 7355 nucleotides. NCBI's taxonomy places the organism in Eukaryota, Viridiplantae, Streptophyta, Magnoliopsida, Solanales, Convolvulaceae. The record is from the annotation of a GenBank genome assembly.
CCGAUGGUGCACACCUGGUGGAGACGAUGGGCUGUUGGUGACCUCGAGUUGGGAUGGACGAAGUGGCGUCCAUAGCCGAUGCGAGGCCCUUUGCCGAGGUGGUGCCCUGGGUACUGGUCAUCACUUGGUGGAGACGGGGUUCUUUUUUCCGGAAGUGAUCAACUCUACUGCCUUUAUUCUGGCCGAGGAGAUCUCUGGCUGAGAGGCCAUCCCUUCCCCAACUAGGCCGAGGUGGCAUUUUGCUUUAGCUGAGGCUUGCCGAAGGUCCCACCAUCUCUUUGCUUGACUUUUUCCUUUGCUUUAGUAUGUUGGGAGGACCGUGCAGCGUGCAAGUGGUCUGGCCGAUGUGCAGCAACUACGGCCCAGGCUGCUAUUCCUUUCCUUUUGAAUGUACGUAGUACAUUAUAGAUGACAAGAGGGGAUGACUCUUUUCCCAACCGAAGGCAUACUUUGUCUCAUUUAGCUGAGGUGUCAAUUUUUUUUGAGAAUAUGGGAGCUAUGGUGACAUAUGGCCGAAGGACCAAUUUGCUCCUAAUUUUAUUGGAGGUGUAGUGGAUUGGAGGUGUGCACCAUCGGUCAGCGGCAUCAGCUAGCGACAUGAGCCAGACUGCACCGGCCAGCAACUGCGUCGGCCGGCAAUGCACUCUUCCAGCAACCGCAUCGGCCGGCAACACAUCGGCGCACCGCACCUGCUAAAAGGGGGGCACCGCAUCGUCUGGCUUCGCAUCGCCCGGCACCGCAUCGUCCGAUACCACAUCACCCGCACCGCAUCGGCCGACACCACAUCUCCGGCACCGUAUCGGUCGGCACCACAUCGGCCGGCACCGCAUCGGCCGACACCACUUCAGCCGGCACCGCAUCGGCCACAACAGGGCCACCCUGUCAAGCGACCGCAUCGUCCGGACCGAACCGCAUCGGUAAAAACGGGACCACCCUGUCCGGACCGCAACGGCCAGAACACGACGGCCGGAACUCAUCGGCCAAACCGCGGACCAGCAGCCUUGCUCCAUAGCCUAGCAGCGCCUAGCACAGCCGGGUUGGUUCAGGUGGGGACAUCGGGGAUCUCCUCGUCCACAAUGGGCUCCAGCGACGCGAGGUAUCUCCUUGUCUCUGUUUCACGCUCCUCCCUGCGAACGAGCUUCCAGAUGCUAAGGGGAGUGGACUAAUAUAUGGGCCGGCUGUUUAAUCUCAAAGACUCGGGCUUAUUCUCAAAGAAAAGGCCCAAUCAAUUAUAUAUCCCUGCUGGAAUUCUAAGCAGGGCAGGCUUCGGCCCAAAUACAAGUAAGUGCCACAAACUUUUCCUCCUAUUUUACGCUUUUAAUAUGGAGCAAAAUAGUUUUACCACUAUAUAAAAAAUAAAUAUAGUUUUACUACUAUUCCGAAAAAAUAGUUUUACUACUAUUCCAAAGAGAAAAAGAAAAAUAUAGUUUUACUAACUAUUCAAAAGAAAAACAAAAAUAAUAAUAAUAAUAAUAAUUACUACUAUUAUUAUCACCAUUGCUAGCGGAUUAAAAUCCCCAAUUGGUGCGGGCCAAAGCCUUAGCCUUCCGAACAUCUUUAUUUGAUGAUUCGGAUCAUAUUUGGGUCCAUUGACCUACCAUGGUCAUCUUUAUUUGAUGACCCGGGCAUCUAGAAUGAGAGCCAUCAACGGCCGCACACGACAUUAUGCCUAGAAGCGGUACACCUCAUUCCCCUACACGCUAAUUGCGUCAUCCAAAAGCCGUUGCAAUAAACAACGCACCUAAAGCCGUCGCAAUAAACGACGCACCCAAAGCCGUUGCAAUAAACAACGCACUCAAAGCCGUUGCAAUAAACAACGCACCUAAAGCCGUCGCAAUAAACGACGCACCCAAAGCCGUUGCAAUACACAACGCACCUAAGGCCGUUGCGAUCCACAACGCGCCUACAAAGCCGUUGCAAUAAACAACGCACCUAAAUAUCGUAUCGGCACAAGCGGUGAAACACCCAAAUCGGCCGGCGAUAUGCAGGACGAAGGACCUGUGUGCAUGGUCCAACGUCUUCAAACGGAGAAGCAUACCGCGUCGUCCGCGCGGAAACCGCAGGACGACAGGCCUGAAUUAAGGCUGAGGUUACAAAACUCCACCCGUCAGUAAAAUUUCGCUCAGGACCACAAAGGGCGGCCGUCAAAAGACGAUGCCUAGUCCGGUCCCUCGUCGCCGAUAGACGUGGAAAGGCAAAAAAGGAUGCCACUGACACACCAAGCCGAGGGCGUAUUUACUCCCUCGCACUAACACACGCGAAAAGCGUAGCGGACAAAAUACCGCACAUGGACGAAGGGACAGUAACCCUUCGGCCAUCCUAAAAAAAAAAAAAAAAAAAAAAAAGAGGGAAGCCGACGGACCGCGCACUUGCCGGCCUCGAGCAAUAAAAAUAAAUAAAUUCCCCAAACUUAUUAUUCAUCUCAAGACCGGCUCCCAAUGCCGAAGCUCUUGCUCCAUCAUCUCAUGAACGGCCUCCCCAACGCCGUCAUACUUUUAUAUGACGAUCGGCUUCAUCAUCGCCUCGUCAUCAUUAUCCGGAUCGGCUCAUCAUCAUCGCCAUCCGCUCAUCACCACCGGCCCCCCCGGCCUCGGCGUGAUGCUUUAUCUCAAGACCAGCCUCCCCAGUGCCAAGUGUCUUGAGCUAGCGACCGAGCUAGCUAUUCCCUUCCGGGAUAGCAACCGUCGCCUCUAUAUGACGAUCGGCUUCAUCAUUGCCUCGUCAUCAUUAUCCGGAUCGGCUCAUCAUCAUCGCCAUCCGCUCAUCACCACCGGCCCCCCCGGCCUCGGCGUGAUGCUUUAUCUCAAGACCAGCCUCCCCAGUGCCAAGUGUCUUGAGCUAGCGACCGAGCUAGCUAUUCCCUUCCGGGAUAGCAACCGUCGCCUCUAUAUGACGAUCGGCUUCAUCAUUGCCUCGUCAUCAUUAUCCGGAUCGGCUCAUCAUCAUCGCCAUCCGCUCAUCACCACCGGCCCCCCCGGCCUCGGCGUGAUGCUUUAUCUCAAGACCAGCCUCCCCAGUGCCAAGUGUCUUGAGCUAGCGACCGAGCUAGCUAUUCCCUUCCGGGAUAGCAACCGUCGCCUCUAUAUGACGAUCGGCUUCAUCAUUGCCUCGUCAUCAUUAUCCGGAUCGGCUCAUCAUCAUCGCCAUCCGCUCAUCACCACCGGGCCCCCCGGCCUCGGCGUGGUGCUUUAUCUCAAGACCGGCCUCCCCAGCGCCAAGUGUCUUGAGCUAGCGACCGGGCUCGCCAUUCCCCUCCGGGAUGGCGACUAUCGCUUCUACAUGACGAUCGGCUUCAUCAUCGCCUCGUCAUCAUUAUCCGGCUCGGCUCCUCAUCGCCAUCCGCACAUCACGACCGGCCUCCCAGCCUUGGCGUGAUUAUUUCUCCUCAAGACCGGCUUCUCAUUGCCAAGUGUCUUGAGUUGGCAAUCGGGCUCGCCGUCCCUUCCUGGAUGGUGACCGUUGCCUCUACAUGACGAUCGGCUUCAUCAUCGCCUCGUCAUCAUUAUCCGGAUCGGCUCAUCAUCAUCGCCAUCCGCACAUCACGACCGGCCUCCCAGCCUUGGCGUGAUUAUUUCUCCUCAAGACCGGCUUCUCAUUGCCAAGUGUCUUGAGUUGGCAAUCGGGCUCGCCGUCCCUUCCUGGAUGGCGACCGUUGCCUCUAUAUGACGAUCGGCCUUCACAUCGCCUCGUCAUCAUAUGUUGGACCGGCUCAUUAUCGCCGUCGUCCUUACAUCGCGUCCGGCCUCUUGGCUAAGGCGUGAUACCUUAUCUCAAGACCGGUCUUAGUCAUCCCUUCCCGGAUGGCGACCGUUGCUUGGAUCUUCGGAUCGGCUCAUCAUCAUCGCCAUCUGCGCAUCACGAUCGGCCCCCCGGCCUCGACGUGAUGAUCUAGCUCAAGACCGGCUCCCUUAGCGCCAAGUGUCUUGAGCUAGCGACUGGGCUUGCUUUUCCCUUCCGGGAUAGCAACCGUCGCCUCUACAUGACGAUCGGCUCAUCUCCGCCUCGUCAUCAUCAUUAUUCGGAUCGGCUCAUCAUCAUCGCCAUCCGCACAUCACGACCGGCCUCCCAGCCUUGGUGUGAUUAUUCCUUCUCAAGACCGGCUUCUCAUCGCCAAGCGUCUUGAGUUGGCAAUCGGGCUCACCGUCCCUUCCUGGAUGGUGACCGUUGCCUCUACAUGACGAUCGGCCUUAUCAUUGCCUCGUCAUCAUAUCUCGGACAUGCUCCUCAGCAUCUUCGUCCUCACAUCACGAUCAGGCCCUUCGGCCACGACGUAAUGCUUUAUCUCAAGACCGGCUCCCUCAGCGCCGAGUGUCUUGAUCUAGCGAUUGGGCUUGCUAUUCCCUUCCGGGAUAGCAACCGUCGCCUCUACAUGGCGAUUGGCCUAUCAUUGCCUCGUCAUCACACAUUGGACCGGCUUAUCAUAGUCGUCAUCCUCGCAUCGCGGCCGGCCUCUCGGCCAAGGCGCGGUACCUUAUAUCAAGACUGGUCUUAGCCAUUCCUUUACUGGGUGGCGACCAUUGCAUGGAUUUUUGGGUCGGCCCCUCAGUGCCGAUCAUGGCAGGCCCUCGGCCUCGACGUGAUCAUAUUCCCCAAGACCGGUCUCAGUCAUUCCUUCAUCGGAUGGCGACCGUUGCUUGGACGUUUGGCUCAGCCUCAUAGUGCUGACGACCUCGCAUCACGAUCGGCCCCCCGGCCUCGACGUGAUGCCCUAUCUCAACACCGGCUUUAUCAGCGCCAAGUGUGUUGAGCUAGCGACCGGGCUCCCCAUCCCUUCCUGGAUGGUGACCGUCGCCUCUACAUGACGACCGGCUCAUCUCUGCCUUGUCAUCAUUAUUCAGAUCGGCUACCCAUUAUCGCCAUCCUUAUAUCACGACCGCCGCCCCGGCCUCGGCGUGAUGAUCUAUCUCAACACCGGCUUCAUCAGCGCCGAGUGUGUUGAGCUAGCGAUCAGGCUCGCCAUCCCUUCCUGGAUGGUGACUAUCGCCCCUACAUGGCGACCGGCUUAUCAUCGCCUCGUCAUUGUUAUUUUGGAUCGGCUCCUUAUCACGGCCGUCCUCACAUCACGAUCGGCCCCUAGGCCACGAUGUGAUGUCCUAUCUCCGAGACCGGCCUCUCAUUGCCGAAUGUCUUGGGUUAGCGAUCGGGCUCGCCAUCCCCUCCUGGAUGGCGACCGUCGCCUCUAUAUGAUGAUCGGCUCAGCAUUGCCUCGUCAUCGUAUCAUCAGACAGGCGUCCCACGCCCCGUCCUCAUAUUCAGACAGGCGUCCAACGCCUCGUCCUCAUAUUCAGACAGGCGUCCAACGCCUCGUCCUCAUAUUCAGACAGGCGUCCAACGCCUCGUCCGCAUAUAUUCAGACAGGCGCCCAACGCCUCGUCCUCACAUUCAGACAGGCGUCCAACGCCUCGUCCUCAUAUUCAGACAGGCGCCCAGCGCCUCAUCCUCAUAUUCAGACAGACGUCCAACGCCUCGUCCUCAUGUUCGGAUCUAGCAAACAUCUUGCGGUCUCCGGCUCAGAGACUAAAGGAUCUCAGAUCUCAUCUAUAGGCCCCUCGGCCACAUCUUGCUCUAGCAUCUUUAUUUGAUGACGAAGGGCUCUCAUACAGGCCCAUCGGCCAUAUAUCUUGCUCCGUCAUCUUUAUUUGAUAACGAGAAGCUCAUCUAUAGGCCCCUCGGCCAUAUACCGCUCUGUCAUCUUUAUUUGAUGACGAAGAGCUCAUCUACAGGCCCAUCGGCCAUAUACCGCUCUGUCAUCUUUAUUUGAUGACGAAUAGCUCAUCUACAGGCCCAUCGGCGAUAUAUUAUUCUGUCAUCUUUAUUUGAUGACGAAGAGCUCAUCUACAGGCCCAUCGGCCAUAUAUUAUUCUGUCAUCUUUAUUUGAUGACGAAGAGCUCAUCUACAGGCCCAUCAGCCAUAUAUUAUUCUGUCAUCUUUGUUUGAUGACGAAGAGCUCAUCUACAGGCCCAUCAGCCACAUAUCGUCCUGUCAUCUUUAUUUGAUGACGAGGAACUCAUCUAUAGGCCUCUGAGCCAUAUCUCGCCCCGUCGUCUUUAUUUGACGACGUGGAGCUCUUAUGCAGGCCCCUCGGCCAUACAUCGCCCCGUCGUCUUUAUUUGACGAUGUGGAGCUCUUAUCCAGGCCCCUCGGCCACACAUCGCCCCUUCGUCUUUAUUUGACGACGUGGAGCUCUCAUAUAUGCCUCUCGGCCACUACUCCCAGUCAUCUUUAUUUGAUGAUGUGGAGCUCACAUCGGCCCAUCGGCCUCAUAUUCUGGUCAUCUUUAUUUGAUGAACCAGACAUCAUAUUAUGGACGGUCGCUCGACCCAUCCCUUAGUCAUCUUUAUUUGAUGACUAGGACUACUGAUCAUGACGAGCUACCCACAUCUAUGGAUCGGCCUCUGCCAUCCCCUCGGCAGACGGACACCGCUGCAGCUCCACCUCUAGGCCGAAGGGCUCGCACCUUUUGUUUCGUUCUGGGAGCAUCCGAUGUACUCUUUUUCCCUCAUUAGGAUUUUUUCCCACAGGGUUUUUCCUAAUGAGGUUUUUAACGAGGCAUCUCCCCAUUGUGGAUCAAAAGGUGUCAACCCUCGGCCCCCUGUUGCAGACAUCAUCAGACAUGCAUUACUCUACUCCUCUUCACCUCGUGACACUCGCCUCAAGGAGUGGGGGACUGGGAGAGCGGGGGACUUAGCGCCUUCGCUACCAAAGAAGCAGAAAUUCAAAAUUUUUGCAAGGAUUGCCACUCGCACCGACGACAUCAUCAUAUCACAUACAUAUUUAGCUGCCACAUCGGCCAGCACAUAUACAUAGCUCCCCGGCCUUAAGACCGGUAGUGAUGGUCUCUAGCCUGCGACCUUCGGUUGAGGAUUCUCUCACAGGGUUGCCUCAGUCAGGGCUCGCCAAUGGGACCGGAUCAUCGGCAUGGGAAUCCGGGUGAGGCGCUUCGGCGACGACAGCAGUUUACUCACCGGACGACGACAGAUCAGCACACAGUUCUACUCUCUUUCGCCUCGAGUACUCUCGACUCAGAGAGUGGGGGACUCCUGAUAGAGUAUAUAGACUCGGACCCCCGGGUCUCACGACUAUUGGGCCCGGACAGCGGCCCACAUACGCUCAGUAGAUAGCAUUUAUCUCAUUGUACACUCUAUUUUAUUCAUGUAUAUCCAUUAGAAUAGAUUAGAUACCAUUUAUUAGCCAUUUAUUGGCCUUUUAUUGUAACUGGGCCAGCCAGGCCCAAGCCUGGAAGCCCAGCCCUCUUUUCUCCUAUAAAUACUCCCUAUGGGAGCCAUGUAAAGGAUGGUUGAAUGGUUGAUUGGAAAUUCAUUUAUACAUAUCACUUUAUCUCUCUAGCUCUCCC